Osmerus eperlanus (European smelt) is the source of this 1388-nucleotide messenger RNA. It is a transcript of the gene fbxw4, whose product is annotated as F-box and WD repeat domain containing 4. The transcript is spliced from 9 exons. Gene Ontology annotation, molecular function: protein binding. The record is from RefSeq and is a predicted model, not a curated record. Lineage: Eukaryota; Metazoa; Chordata; Actinopteri; Osmeriformes; Osmeridae. Gene Ontology annotation, biological process: SCF-dependent proteasomal ubiquitin-dependent protein catabolic process. Bases 178 to 1344 code for a protein of 388 amino acids. Gene Ontology annotation, cellular component: SCF ubiquitin ligase complex.
AGCUUGGGGAUGGCUUCCUGUAUCGCUUGUAAACACGCGUUCUGAAAACAUGGAAUAUUGUAUAUCGUUAUCAAAACCUGUUUUAGGAAAUUACCAGAGACGAGGCAGUACACCUCCUAGAGAAAAACACAAGACAAUACGUAACGGGAAAAGAGCAAACUUCUCAAAUAACUCAAAAUGUUGUUAUUUCAGUUACCAGAGGAUGUCCUUUACCACAUUUUGUCGUAUUUGGACUGCAAGUCUUUGACUCGUCUUUCUCAAGUUUGCAAAACAAUUAAUAAUUUUAUCAACCGUGACGCAGUAUGGAGGGAGAUAGCGAAAGAGAGCAUAAACACUGGAAUAACACGACAAGGAAGAGACUUUUACCCUCAUAUCCCCCUGAAAGAAAGAGUGAAGGUGUCUCAGAACUGGUGCCACGGGAUAUGUAGAAAACAUGUCCCCCUCAAAUGGAAGAUCAACUUGUUGCCAUGGAUCCAGUUGAGCGAUGACGUGCUGUAUCUGUCUCAGGCUGCGGACAUCGCAGCGUAUCCUCUACGACAAGACAGAGGGAAGCUCCUGCGCAAACCAAUGGCUGUGUUCUCUGGGCACCAGGAUGAUGUGUGCCGCUUCGCUGUGACGGACACACACAUCGUGAGUGGGGGAAGUGAUGGGAAGAUCCUGGUCCAUCACAGGAGAAGUGGCUUCUCUGUGGAGUAUUCUGGUCACAACCAGGAGGUGAACUGCCUGGACUGCAGAGGAGGGAUGAUCAUUAGUGGUUCCAGAGACAGGACAGCCAGGUUAUGGAGCCUGUCUUCCAACUGCCCCAAGUAUACAAUCCCCUUGUACGACAGGGUGUGGUCCGUGGCUAUUAGUCCCACACUGAGCUCCUUCGUGACGGGCACGGCUUGCUGCGAGAACUUUGCGCCGCUGAGGAUCUGGGAUGUGGAGAGGUGUGAGUGUGUGUGUUGCUUGGGAUCAGAGUUCCGGCGGGGCGCAGGUGUGCUGGACAUGGUGUACGAGUCCCCCUUCCAGCUGCUCACCUGCGGCUACGACACCUACAUCCGCUCCUGGGACCUCCGCCUCAGCCCCAGGAAGUGUGUCAUGGAGUGGGAGGAGCCUCAUGACAGUGCCCUAUACUGCAUCCAGACUGACGGGAAUCACAUGAUCGCAAGUGGCUCCUCCUACUAUGGCGUCGUUCGACUGUGGGACAAACGGCAAACCCGCUGCUUGCAGUCGUUUCAGCUGACCUCGGCCGUGAGCAGCCCGGUCUACUGCCUCCGCUUCAACUCCUCCCACCUGUACGUGGCCCUGGCCACCGCGCUGCACGCCCUCGACUUCAGACACGGGACGCAGCCGUGCAGAUGACACACACCGCCCACCCCCCCGCCCCACCACAAUAAAGUAUUUAC